Messenger RNA from Anguilla anguilla (European eel), 3245 nucleotides. RefSeq names its product protein phosphatase 2, regulatory subunit B', beta (gene ppp2r5b). Gene Ontology annotation, biological process: protein dephosphorylation; signal transduction. Gene Ontology annotation, molecular function: protein phosphatase activator activity. The transcript has 13 exons. Gene Ontology annotation, cellular component: cytosol; nucleus; protein phosphatase type 2A complex. The coding region runs from base 1522 to 3030 and encodes 502 amino acids. The record is from RefSeq and is a predicted model, not a curated record. NCBI's taxonomy places the organism in Eukaryota, Metazoa, Chordata, Actinopteri, Anguilliformes, Anguillidae.
ACAGUAAAUCGAAACUGCCAGAAUAGGUCGAUAAGACGUUACUCGCCCUUGAAUGGCAUAACCUAUACCCGUUUUUGUUUACCAGACUAAAUCUACUACACCAAUCAGGCGAACUGACCUCGGAGAGGAUGGUAGAGAAAAGGGAGGGGGCAUAGCCUAGAGUCAGCAUUACAACAUCCCUGUAGCUGCGUCAACAUCAUUAUUAUUUAGAAUGACUGCAUCUUGGGAAAGCUGCUUAAUGUAAUUGCGCGAUAAAGGAUAAUAGGGAUAAGAAGCAAGAUACAAGAACAAUGGUGUACCUGAUGUGUGCGACUGAAUACGAGCCCGUAAAAAACGUCUAACGGGAGACGGUGUCACACAGGGAGGAGGGAAUGGUUGAAGGAGGAAGGGGAGGUAGAAAGAAGGCAACACAGGAACACCAUACAAACAGUGAAUAUAAAAAUUAGAAGACAGUGGGCAGCAAGAGAAGUGCUCCGGGUUACGAAGACAUAAAUGAAAACCAGAAACAAUCGAAAAAGCACAUUGGAAAUAAAGUAAAUUAAUAAAUAAAACGACGCGACCGUCAUCCGCAGGGAAUUUCCUUGCACCACCUGAACGUAACCGGGUCGGAGACUGGCACAGAGAGGGAGCAGGAGGCACGGGGACGGAGAGAAAGGACGGGAGUUUACCUAACUGUCGGUUUUGUGUCAAUGCGAGAUUUCUGUCUGGGAGGACUAGAAUCGAGAGUGCGGAGUGACAGUGCAGCAGCGGCCGCUUUGAAGAUUCGCACAUGUCGGCACGUUUGAAACCGCCAUCCCCACCCUGUGUGGACCGCUACUCUUGCUGAAACAGCAGAGCGGACGGAAUUUUAUAAUAAAAAUAAAUUAAAACGAAGAAGAGUGGUAAGCUACAAAGAAGAACUCGAGCAGACGAUGCUGGUGAAUUAGUUUAUUCAUAUUUUUGAUGGAAGAAACAAUUUACCAUAUUUUUAUGGGAUUACAUUGACUUUGCAACAUGAAAUAGCGGUAGGCCAGUUGACAUUUGCUACACGUCCAUUUAAUCUAUGCGAGGAACCGUUUAUUUAUAUCCUAUAUAUUUAAAUAAAUAGGCUACCAAAUUUAGGCCGGUGACUGACUGAUGACGCCAAUACGACAAAGCCUAUAGCCUAAUAGUAAUAAUACAUGUGUACCAUUAUCUCAGUAAGGAGAUUUAGAUAGCCUAUAUAUAAACUUAUGUCUCUGUCUGUGGGAUGUUUCUAUUUUAAAAUGCGCCCCGUUUUUUGGGUUUAUUUAAACGCACACAAAGGUUUAAACGUAUUUGAUAUCAUCUCCAUCUCUAUUUAAUUUUUAACCUACACAUCUACCGACUUCCCUCCGUUGAUUUCUUCCAUCUCGAUUCCAAUCCCCAUAUUCAUAUUAAGCUCUCUUGGAUUAUCCACUCGGACCAAAAGUGAGUUGAUUAGCUAAAUAAAAACCGAACCGACAGCCAGCCUGCAUCCACCCUUCACGGAACACCCCUCUGCUAAACAACACCACCGUAGCGAUGGAGACCACGAAACUGCCUCCAUCCAGCCCCUCGUCCCCGACCACCGGCUUCUCGGUGCCGAGUGCGGAGAAAGUGGACGGUUUCCCGCGACGGUCGAUGCGCCGUGCCCGGCAGCGUCGUUCUCACAGCUCCUCUCAGUUCCGUUAUCAGAGCUCACAAGUCGAGCUGACGCCACUGCCGUUGCUCAAAGACACCCCCGUGGCGGAGCUACACGACCUCUUCUGUAAGAAGCUGCAGCAGUGCUGCGUGCUCUUCGACUUCCUGGACUGCGUUGCUGACCUGAAGGGCAAGGAGAUCAAGAGAGCGGCCCUCAAUGAGCUGGUGGAGAGCGUGGCCACCAGCAGGGGCAUCCUCAUCGAGCCCCUGUACCCUGAGGCCAUCAAGAUGAUCUCAGUGAACAUCUUCCGCACGCUCCCGCCCAGUGAGAACCCGGAGUUCGACCCAGAGGAGGAUGAACCCACACUGGAGGCCUCCUGGCCACACCUCCAGCUGGUCUAUGAGUUCUUCCUGCGCUUCCUGGAGAGCCCAGACUUCCAGCCUUCAAUGGCCAAGCGUUACGUGGACCAGAAAUUUGUUUUACAGCUGCUGGAGCUGUUUGAUAGCGAGGACCCACGAGAGAGGGAGUACCUGAAGACCAUCCUGCACCGCGUCUACGGGAAGCUGCUGGGACUGCGUGCUUACAUCCGCAAACAGAUCAACAACAUCUUCCUCAGGUUCAUCUAUGAGACUGAGCAUUUCAAUGGAGUGGCUGAGCUGCUGGAGAUAUUGGGCAGCAUCAUCAAUGGAUUUGCUCUGCCUCUGAAAUCUGAGCACAAGCAGUUCCUGGUACGAGUGCUGAUCCCCCUCCACACUGCCAAGUCUCUCUCCAUCUUCCACGCACAGCUGGCGUACUGCGUGGUACAGUUUAUGGAGAAGGAUGCAACCGUCACGGAAUAUAUCAUACGAGGUUUGUUGAAGUACUGGCCCAAGACCUGCACCCAGAAAGAGGUGAUGUUCCUCGGGGAGAUAGAGGAGAUCCUGGAUGUGAUUGAACCCUCGCAGUUCAUCCGGAUCCAAGAACCGCUCUUCAAACAAAUCGCCGCUUGCAUCUCCAGCCCUCACUUCCAGGUUGCAGAGCGGGCUCUGUAUUUCUGGAAUAAUGAAUACAUUUUAAGUCUGAUUGAGGAGAACUGCCAGGUCAUCCUGCCUCUGGUGUUUGCCACCCUCUACAGAGUCUCCAAAGAGCACUGGAACCAGACGAUUGUGUCUCUCAUCUACAACGUACUGAAGACCUUCAUGGAGAUGAACAGCAAGCUCUUUGAUGAUCUCACUGCCUCCUAUAAGGUGGAGAAACAGAAGGAGCUGAAGAAGGAGAGGGAGAGGGCGGAGCUCUGGCGGGGGCUGGAUGAGCACCAGGAGAGGAGGCUGCAGAGUCUGCAGGAGGCCAGCCGUAAUCAGAGGAACCUGCAGGAGCGACCGAGUCCAACUCAGCCCGACCCAGAACUCAGCAGCGCCGCCACCACCUAGAACACCCCAGACUGCGACACGGAAACUCCCCCUCAAACACUCCCGCAUCACAGAGCUCAGAUACAGGCCCUGAGCCAGCCACAGCACAAUACACACGCACGCAGUAUGCAGACACACACAGCCAUGUGCGCAAGACUCUCGCACACAUACACGCACGCACGCACACGCACACACACACACCUACAUGCACGCACAUGCUCACACACACCCAUGCA